AUGUCAAUUUGUGCACACAUUGCUUCACCUACCAGCCGGGCAUACUUCCGCAGUGCUGUGCUCGAAUCCGGGAACUGUGACGGGCUCUUCAUUUGGCAGCCGCAGAGGUAUGCACAGGACUAUGGGCUUCGCUACAUCCGUGGGGUAUUCGGCCGCAUCCGGGGCUGCUACUUGAGCGAUGAGAUCCAGAACAAGACCUACAAGGACAGCCAGAAUCAGUGCUCCAAAGACGACACCGCCCCCAUGGAGCUGGUCCGGGACCUGUGCGAGGACCUCUUCUUCACGCAGCACGAUCUGGUCACCCUCAGCGCUUUUGCAGAGAUCCUGCCGUUUGAAAACCUUGGAGGCUGCGAUGUUGACUACCGUGGCUGCCGAGCAAAUCUGCCCUCUGGACGUGAAUUGGACGAGGCGCUCCUCUUCUGCGCCGAGC
Molecule: messenger RNA, 430 nt
Organism: Symbiodinium pilosum
Lineage: Eukaryota; Dinophyceae; Suessiales; Symbiodiniaceae
Source: the annotation of a GenBank genome assembly